AUGAGGGACGUUAGCUUUGAUAAUAGAGAUGGCCCGAAAGGCCCGGCGCGGAUGAGAAAUACAAAUCAAGACUGGCAGUGGAGGAGAAGCGACAGCCAAAACUUGGCUGUCGGAGGUGGCGGAUGGGAUUCCGACGUGGACGUAGACGUAGACAGAGAGGAAGGCGCAGGCGUCCACGGUGGAACCCAUAUACAGCACAGUAUGGAGUACACGUAG
This is a messenger RNA of Pochonia chlamydosporia 170, 216 nucleotides long. RefSeq lists its product as hypothetical. The record is from RefSeq and is a predicted model, not a curated record. Bases 1 to 216 code for a protein of 71 amino acids. The transcript has a single exon. NCBI's taxonomy places the organism in Eukaryota, Fungi, Ascomycota, Sordariomycetes, Hypocreales, Clavicipitaceae.